Molecule: messenger RNA, 957 nt
Organism: Myxocyprinus asiaticus (Chinese sucker)
Lineage: Eukaryota; Metazoa; Chordata; Actinopteri; Cypriniformes; Catostomidae
Product: odorant receptor 131-2-like
Exons: 1
Coding region: 1-957 (318 amino acids)
Biological process (GO): G protein-coupled receptor signaling pathway
Cellular component (GO): membrane
Molecular function (GO): G protein-coupled receptor activity
Source: RefSeq, a predicted model, not a curated record
AUGGCUAAUUUAAACAAUUCUAAAUCUAACUUCACUCAGACUCUAUUGAUGGUGGAUCGAGAUGCACCAAUGAAGGCAUUUUUAUUUGUGCCCCCAUGUGUUAUCUUCCUAUUUGUCAAUGGAGUCAUGAUUUUUACCUUAAGGAAAAAGACAUUUUUUAAGGAGACAUCUCGCUAUAUUCUGUUUGGUCACAUGCUUUGGGUUGAUACACUCAAUCUUAUUAUGAGUGUAGUGUUGUAUUUAUAUGGCAUUAGUAGGCUUUCUAUAAUGAAAAAUGUCUGUCUCAUCCUUCUCGUUGCUGCAACAGCCCUCUUUCAGGUUUCUACCCUAAAUCUGGCUUUGAUGUCACUGGAAAGAUAUGUGGCCAUCUGCUUCCCUCUCAGACAUGCAGAUAUCACGACUUAUGGAAGAACUCACAUGGCCAUUGGUGUUGUCUGGAUGAUAGGCUUGAUUCAAUCCCUGUCUGAAAUGAUUAUUUUCUAUGCCAUUGAUUCCACAAACACAGCAAUGAAUUUGUUCUGUUCGAGAACCACUCUUUUCAGGCUGCAGAUAUAUAAGAAACUCGAUAUAGCCUUUACUUGUAUAUUUUUUGUGUCUGUGUGUUUUAUUAUUAUCUUUACCUAUGCAUCUAUAGCAAUUGUGGCUAAAUCAGCCUCCGGUGAUAAGGUGUCGGCCAAAAAAGCCAACAAGACUGUACUGUUACAUCUAAUACAACUGGGUCUUGGUGCUGCAUCCAUUUUAGUUGGAGUUAUCCAAGAGGCUAUUUUUGUUUAUACCGACUAUAUGACUUCAUUAAAUGUAAUGUAUUUUUGCUUUUUAGUGUUUAUAAUUUUCCCAAGGUGUCUAAGUCCUCUUAUAUAUGGCCUGAGAGACCAAGCUUUUAGUAGUCUGUUUAAAUACUACUUCACAUGUGGUAAAGGCAAAAUCAAACCAGUUGUCAUAGAAGGACGCGUUUAG